Molecule: messenger RNA, 1966 nt
Organism: Medicago truncatula (barrel medic)
Lineage: Eukaryota; Viridiplantae; Streptophyta; Magnoliopsida; Fabales; Fabaceae
Product: probable glucan endo-1,3-beta-glucosidase A6
Exons: 3
Coding region: 390-1778 (462 amino acids)
Biological process (GO): carbohydrate metabolic process
Molecular function (GO): hydrolase activity, hydrolyzing O-glycosyl compounds
Source: RefSeq, a predicted model, not a curated record
UCAUACAUUAGUACCUUCUUCCACCUCCUAAAGUUUGUGACUAAUUUACCUUCAUUUCUUGUAAUAAAAUAGGUUCAGAAACAGGUUAACUCAAGAAACAAAGAGAACACACCCUUGCUUUCAUUACUGGUUUAAUAAAUGAAUGUGUGUGUUGAAUCCAUUUUAAUCCUUUCUUAUUUCAGGUCGCUCCACGUGAAUUGUAAAAAAUUAUUCUUCUUGUGUAGCCUCGUAAAGAUCCUUUUCCCAAAGAUAUAUGAUUUCUUGCUACCAAUCUCCAUAGCAUUUGUAUAAAUUGAUAUCGCCAAUGUUCUCUCUUCAUCUCACUCUAUUGCUUAACCAUUACUGCAACCUUUGAGAAACAACUAGCCAUUGGAAUAGUAGUUGGAGAAAUGGAUUAUCUGGCUAUAUAUUUAGUCUGUUUACUUUCAUUAUCAAGUGCAAAAGCCAAUAGCAAUAUUGGUGUGAACUAUGGCGUGCUCGGGAACAAUCUACCCUCUCUGUAUCGAUCCAUCGAAUUACUAACAACGAUGAAAGCUGGCCGUGUGAAGCUCUAUGACGCCAACCCGGAUAUUCUAAGGCUUUUAUCAACCACAAAGCUCAAAGUUUCCAUUAUGAUCCCAAACCAUGAAAUCUCAGGCAUUGCUGCAAACCAAAGCAUAGCAGAUGAAUGGGUGAGGAACAAUAUCCUCCCGUACUACCCAAAUACCCUGUUCCGCUACUUACUUGUAGGAAAUGAAGUGCUAAGCUACAAUUCAGAACAAGGUCACAAAAUGUGGCAUGAUCUUGUCCCAGCAAUGAGAAGCAUCAAGAGAGCACUCAAUUCUCAGAAUAUAAGAGGCAUCAAAAUUGGCACCCCAUUAGCCAUGGAUGUCUUAGAAUCAACCUUCCCACCGUCAAGUGGAACAUUCCGAUCCGACAUAAGAGACAGUGUGAUGGCACCAAUGCUCAAAUUCUUAAACAGAACCAAUUCAUUUUUCUUCAUUGAUGCAUACCCAUAUUUCCCAUGGUCACAGGACCCCAACAAUAUUCCCCUAGACUAUGCUCUCUUCAGAGGAGAUUUCACCACAAGAGACCCUGAUAGUGGCUUAAUCUACAGAAACUUGUUAGACCAAAUGCUUGACUCCCUCCUCUUUGCCAUGUCAAAACUCGGAUACUCUAACAUCCAGCUUGUAAUAUCCGAAACAGGAUGGCCAAACUCCGGUGACAUAGAAGAAACAGGCGCAAACAUCUACAACGCAGCGACAUACAAUCGCAAUCUCAUCCAGCGAAUGACAGCAAAACCACCCAUUGGAACCCCAGCACGCCCCGGUGUCCCAAUAACAACCUUCCUCUUCUCACUUUUCGACGAAAACCAAAAGCCAGGUCCCGGAACAGAACGACACUGGGGCUUAUUACACACAGAUGGAACCCCAAUUUACGAUCUAGACUUAACAGGUAAAAAAACUAACACAGAUUAUGCACCAUUACAAGCUCCAAAGAACAAUGUGCCAUACAAAGGUAAGGUAUGGUGUGUGGCUGCAGAAGGAGCAAAUGAAAUAGAAUUAGCAGCAGCUUUGACCUAUGCUUGCAAUGUAGCAAACAUGACCUGUGAUGCACUUUCACCUGGAAAUGAAUGCUAUGAACCAGUUUCAAUCCCUCUUCAUGCCAGUUACGUUUUUAGUACCUACUGGGCUCAAUUCAAAAGUAGUGGAGCAACUUGCUAUUUCAAUGGCCUUGCUACAGAAACAACCAAAGACCCUAGUCGAAAUUCUUGCAAAUUCCCAAGCGUAAUUCUCUAGAGACUGGUUAACAGAUUAACAAUGAAAGGAUUAUGGAGCUUAUGCAUGCAAUUAUCUUUGGACUCUGAGAUCUUUAGACUCCAAGAGAUGUAAUCAAUAGCAUUUAAUUUUACUUUCUAAUAAUUGUAUUAAUCAAGAUAUUUGUCAAGAAUUUCCACAUUAUACAAUAUGCCUUUAUCAAACCCUAA